AUGGAAGACACCACUCAGUGGCUGUCUGACGCCAGCGCGGCCAUCCACAUCAGCCUUGUAUCUCCCUCCGAAUCUGGUCUCCAGCAUGUUGCGACCUUUAAUCCCCGACACACAUACUCAAUUUUCGGCGAUGAUGAGAAGAUUUUUGGGUACCAGGACCUCAAAGUCAACCUUCGAUAUCGCGCCAACGACAUGCGACCGCACCUGAACAUUUCAUACAGCAAGAAGUCUGGCACAAUCAACGAACUUGAACCUACAGAUGUUGCAGCUAUCCUUGAUGAGGGCAACCAUCUCCCUAAAAUUGCUUUUGCUAAAGCCAGGGAUUUCGAGGAAAGCUCCAAGCAGCUGAGCGACGAUUGGACACCACCAGGAAAGCUUCACACAACCUUCGACAGUCCAGGGGGCCAAUACGAAAUCUGGUGCGGAAACCUUGCCGACCCCGCUGUCAAGCAGCUCAACAGCCGUUUGCAAAUAUUCGUGCCUCUCUUCAUUGAAGGGGGUACCUAUAUUGGCCAAGACCCUGAUGACGACUCAGCCGAGCUCGACCUGUCCGAUGCUGACCGCUGGACCUUCUUCGGCCUCUACCAAAAGCGCAAGGUGGGAGACAAGACCGCCUAUGUGUUUGUAGGCUACUCGACCAUCUACCGCUUCUACUACUUCCAGCCUCCCACCCCACCGGCAUCACCACGAAGCGACGAUUGGGAAUUGCCCAAUGGCAACAUGGACCUCGGCGAGCUCCCUUGCAGAACAAGACUUUCUCAAUUCAUCAUCCUGCCUCCUUUCCAGGGCAAGGGCAAUGGUGCGCGGCUCUACAAGACUAUUUUCGAGCACUACCACAAGAUCCCACAAACUUACGAGUUCACUGUGGAGGACCCCAACGAGGCAUUCGACGACUUGCGAGACAUAUGUGACCUGCAAUUCCUUCGGAAAAUACCAGAGUUCAACAAUUUGCUAGUCGACACCAAUAUUAAAAUCCCUAAGAAGGGGUUCCUCCCAAAGCUAAUUAUAGGCUUCUCACUCCUUGAAGAGAUUCGACUCCAGGCCAAAAUCGCUCCCCGUCAAUUCGGACGAGUUCUUGAGAUGCAUUUGAUGUCCAAGCUCCCCGUAUCAGUACGACCAACCAUGGCGAUCGAAGAAGAUAAACCGGCUGCGACAAAGGCUGAUCAGCACGAAGCCAAAGUAUGGAGCUUGAUCGUGAAACAGCGACUGUACCGUCACAACAAAGAAAUUCUUUCUCAAAUUGAACCUGCUGAGCGUGUGGAGAAGCUCGAUGACACCCUGCACGGCGUUGGGCUUGAGUAUGCGCGCAUCUUGGCUGCUGUCGAUCGCUCAGACAAGUACGAGGGCCAGACAACAGCUAGCAGUAAGCGAAAGCUUGACGCGGAGGAGAUUGCGGAAGAUUCGAGCAACAAGAAGGCUCGAGUGGAAGAUGCCUGA
Messenger RNA from Fusarium pseudograminearum CS3096, 1437 nucleotides. RefSeq lists its product as uncharacterized. Gene Ontology annotation, molecular function: histone binding; histone H4 acetyltransferase activity. Lineage: Eukaryota; Fungi; Ascomycota; Sordariomycetes; Hypocreales; Nectriaceae. Gene Ontology annotation, biological process: subtelomeric heterochromatin formation. Gene Ontology annotation, cellular component: nucleus. Bases 1 to 1437 code for a protein of 478 amino acids. The transcript has 3 exons. The record is from RefSeq and is a predicted model, not a curated record.